Molecule: messenger RNA, 545 nt
Organism: Moneuplotes crassus
Lineage: Eukaryota; Ciliophora; Spirotrichea; Euplotida; Euplotidae
Source: the annotation of a GenBank genome assembly
UAUAAAUAUGGCAUCCAGGAGACUUUAUCGGGAAUAUAUUAAACAAGCUAACCAACUUAAAAGAUUUGACCCUGUAGCUUCUUCAGUCUUGAAGUAUUACAUUAGAGUUGACCUUGAAACUGUAGCUACAAAGAAUCAAAUGGAGGAGAUGAUACAAAACAAACAGAAAGAUCUAGAGAUGAUCAAAAGAGCUAACUCUGGGGAUAUGAAUGGCCUUAAAAGAGUUAUCAGGACUUUGUGAUAUUCCAAUUUUAUCAAGACUUAUCCGGAAGUAUCCAAUGAUUCUGCAACUAUUGAAGAGGAAAUAAGUAUGAAAUUGAAGAAAGACAUACUUUACAACACACUUCGUUCAAAGACUAGGAAGAUAAAAGUGUCAAAAUUUGAAUUGCCAUUUCAAAAGUACAUAGACCCUGAUUUCCCUGCAUUUAAAUCAUCUCCACAUCUGCAUUUCUCUCCGAUGGCUCCCAACAUCUUCAGUCCAGAUGCAAAAGAAAGAUUUGGAAUAGAUAAAUUUGAUAUAUUCAUAAAUAUGAAAUAGAACCCAA